GUUUUGGCAUCUGAGGCUGUGUAUAGUGGCAUUCCACACGUACGUACAUCGAUCUCCUCCUCUUAGUUUAUUUGUCUUUUUUUAAGGUUUGGCUGUUAUGAAUUCACGUGAUUGUCUAUAGGCCCGAUCUGCUUCCCCAGCUCUCUUUUAAAAGAGUUUUACCACUCUAUCACACAGGCCCUUUUGCCUUCUUCUCUUUCCAAUCUCUCUCCAUAUAUGACGACUCCUUCUCCUUUAGAGCUCAACGAAGAUUAUCAUGAACACCAUCAAGCUUCUUCUUUUUCAAACCCUAUUUUCUUUCACCAUGCUCAAGAUCAAGGAGGAGGUUACUAUAGUAGUGAAUUGAAGCAGUACUUCCCAAAAGAUCAAGAGGUUGACGAACUUGUUUCGCAUGGCGGAUGGUGUGAUCAUGAUCAAACACCAAAGAAUGAAGGUGGGGAUGGGCUCAAAUUAAGUAUCUGGAAGAAAAAUGAAGACCAAAGCGAGACUAGUUCGGUUAAGUGGAUGCCUUCAAAGAUGAGAAUGAUGCGGAAGAUGAUGACUACUACUUCAGAGAGUAGUAGUACUACACCAGUUAACUCUAUGCAGAAGUUUGACGAUCAGAAGCGACGAAUAAUGCCUCCUUCUGCAGAGACGACUGAUAACAGCAGCAGCAGCAAUUCUUUGAACAACAUUAGCAACACCGCGGUUAGAGUUUGUGCUGAUUGUAAUACAACUAAGACACCUCUUUGGAGGAGUGGUCCUAGAGGCCCCAAGUCUCUGUGCAACGCCUGUGGGAUUCGUCAAAGGAAGGCGAGACGGGCCAUGGCAGCAGCUGCGGCAGCAGCAAAUGGAACGAUUCUGGCAGCAAACCCACCAUCUAUGAAGAGUAAGGUGCAACACAAGGAUAAGAGAUCCAGCAAUGGUAGUUAUGUUCCAAAAUUCAAGAAAAAGUGCCAGAUCACUACCCCUUCUCAUGGCAGAAAGAAGAAACUUUGUUUCGAGGACUUCACAUUAAGCUUGAGUAAAAAUUCAGCCUUUCAACGAGUUUUCCCACAAGACGAGAAGGAAGCUGCCAUCUUGCUCAUGGCUCUAUCUUAUGGCCUUGUUCAUGGUUGACUUAAUUCUCAAGAUCAUCUUUAUAUCUUUCCUGAGUUUUAGAUUAAUGUUUUCUUAAUUAGCUAGUAAUAUUACUUCAAGCUAUAAUAUUAGAACUAGCUAGGGAGCAUCUGUGAUCGAUCGAUUUGUGUGAGUGAGACAAAAAAACAACAAAUAAAGUAAUGGGGUUUUCCUAAUUAGGAGGCUAUGGUGGAUAUGAACAGGUUGAUAACCAAAUUAUGGGUCUCUUGUUCAUCUAUAUCCUAGCUAGUCCUACUAUAUUAAUAAAAUAUCCAAGUUUUUAUUUUCA
This is a messenger RNA of Alnus glutinosa, 1387 nucleotides long. RefSeq names its product GATA transcription factor 21. Lineage: Eukaryota; Viridiplantae; Streptophyta; Magnoliopsida; Fagales; Betulaceae. Gene Ontology annotation, molecular function: zinc ion binding; sequence-specific DNA binding. Gene Ontology annotation, biological process: regulation of DNA-templated transcription. The record is from RefSeq and is a predicted model, not a curated record. The coding region runs from base 217 to 1098 and encodes 293 amino acids. The transcript is spliced from 3 exons.